AUGUCUUCAAAAUUGUAAGUUUAUUUGAGAGGUUACUGUAAUUUGUAUAUUUUAUAAUAUUAUUUUAGUAAUUUAGGAAUUAUAUUUGAAGUACUGUAUUUUACGUUUAAAUUUAAAAAUAAUUUAUUUGUUUCAGUUUUUCAAAUUACUGUACUUUUUAGAUUAGCUUUUUUUGCUUUGGCUUGCGUCUGCGAGGUUACGGUAGCUCAGGUGUUGUAUCAACCAUAUGUAAGUUGGAUCAUUAGUACAACAUCUUUGACAAUAACUUUAAAAAAAACUUGCAAUUUAAAGUACCACUAGUAUAACUAAUCAUUUAAGGCCGCUGUACCACCCCUAUACUAUCCAGCCGUCGCCUCUGGAUGGGUAUGGGGCAGUGGGAACCAGAAAGGUGGACCACAAGAACCAAUCCAGGGCCAGCACUCUUCUCCUUUCACAAACGGUCAGAUCCCAUCGCCUUUGAGUGAGGAAGCACCAAUCGCACCACCAAUGGCACCACCCAUGGCACCACCCAUGGCACCACCCAUGGGACAGUCCUCAGUCUUGUCACCUUCAACUCCACCCACUCCAGUGCACGCUCGUGCCCCUGCCCACGGAUCCACCUCUUUCCCACCCAUGCCCUCACCUAAACCGGUCGAUUUGAAAGAGUUUCCUCAAAUGAGCACCCCGACCUCGCGACCUCACUAA
Bursaphelenchus okinawaensis is the source of this 684-nucleotide messenger RNA. The record is from the annotation of a GenBank genome assembly. Lineage: Eukaryota; Metazoa; Nematoda; Chromadorea; Rhabditida; Aphelenchoididae.